UUGUCUUUUUAGGUGAGAACAAAACUUAAUUACGAAUGAAUUCUAACCGUCGGUAUAAUCUAGAUCUGACGUGUCAUCGAUCUUCCUUCUAUGUUUUCAUUUCUUCACCCUCUCCUCUGGAGCAGUUCACUUUUACGCUGCACCUCUCUCUCUCCUCCAUUGAAGCGUACUCCGAGUUCUCCAUUGAAGCGGUUUCUGAGCUUUCUCUCCUCCAUUGAUGCAGUUUCUGAGUUAGAGAUUCGCGGUAGUUUUGGCAACUAUGGCUUCCAAAGGUCCAAGGUCUAAACUUGAUCACGAGUCAAGAGCUCGACGUCAAAAGGCACUUGAAGCACCUAGAGAACCUCGCCGCCCAAAAACACAUUGGGAUCAUGUUUUGGAGGAGAUGAUUUGGCUAUCAAAGGACUUUGAGGCAGAGCGGAAAUGGAAGUUAGCACAGGCAAAAAAAGUAGCUUUACGAGCAAGCAGGGGCAUGCUGGAUCCGGUUACAAGGGAAGAAAAGAGAAUGAAGGAAGAAGAGCAGCGAAUGAGAAAAGUUGCACUCAAUAUAUCAAAGGAUGUCAAAAAAUUCUGGACUAAAAUAGAGAAGCUGGUGCACUAUAAGCAUCAGUUAGAGCUAGAUUGUAAAAAGAAGGCGGCACUUGACAAGCAGUUGGAGUAUCUUUUAGAUCAGACUGAAAGGUAUUCAACUAUGCUGGCAGAGAAUCUCUUGGGCACGUCAAACACCUGUCCUUCAGGACAGACAUCAAUUCAGGAGAAUACUAGUUACUCUCAGCAGAAAGAGAAUGAUGAAGAAAAAGUGGAUGAAGGAUCUAUGGAAUUGCUUGCUGAGGCUAAAUCAGAUACAGAGAUUAAAGUGGAUGCAAUGGAUGCUGAUGAUGAUUAUGAUGUGUCAUCUGAGGAUGAAGCGGAAGAUGACGAGCAGACUAUUGAGGAAGAUGAAGCUCUGAUAACCGAGGAAGAGAGAUUAGAAGAGUUGGUUGCCCUACAGAAUGAAGUAGACUUGCCACUUGAGGAGCUACUCAAACGCUAUUCAGUGAGUGAAGCUAAUGAAGAAAGUAGUGCUGAGGUCUCUCCUAUUGUAACAGGGAACAAUGAUGAGGUUGGCCCUGCUCAGGUCAAUGGAGAACAUUAUCCAGAUGGACGUCAAGUUUCUGUUGAAAGCCCUGACGAGGCUGGUCCAGGUGAUGGAACUGAUUUUCUUGCUGAAGCUAAGGUAGAUGCUGACUGCUCAUCAGAGUUCACUAGUUGUCGUUGUGAAAAACGCAAUGGCCAUGUAUCUGAAGUUGAGGUCUGUUCGCCCAAAAAUUCACCUGAUGGCACAACUACUUCUGAUUUUGUAGAUAGGGAGUAUGAUUCUGAUGAUGACCUGGCAGAUGACGAGUUUAUCAUUGCCACUGGAGAAGAGAAGGAUGAUGAGACAACCUUGGUUGAGGAGGAGGAGUUGGCAAAAGCAGAGCUUAAAACGCCUGAAGAUGAGAUUGCAUUAUUGCAGAAAGAAAGCGAGAUUUCCUUGGAAGAAUUGUUUGCAAGAUAUAAAAUGAAUUCGUCCGAGGCUGGCUCUGCUGACAGUGAAUCGGAUUAUUGUUCUGCUCACUCUGACAUAGAUAGUCAUCCAGCUGUGGAAGUGUCUGACAAGGAAGCCCAAGAUAUAUCUGUAGCUGAAGAUGACUCUGGGGAGAUUAAAACAAUUUCACCUGUCCCUGAUGAAGAAGUUGUUGCUGGUCAUGUGAUGAAUUCUGAAGAGGAGAGUCAAAGAGAAGCUAGAAUUGCUGAUGCAGCCGCCGCUGCCAGGUCUGCACAACCAACAGGAAAUACUUUCUCCACAACUAGUGUACUGACAAAGUUCCCCUUUCUUAUUAAACACCCUCUUCGUGAGUAUCAGCAUAUUGGGCUUGACUGGCUUGUUACCAUGUAUGAGAAAAGACUCAAUGGUAUUCUUGCUGAUGAGAUGGGUCUAGGAAAGACAAUUAUGACGAUUGCAUUGCUUGCCCACCUGGCUUGUGAGAAGGGGAUAUGGGGGCCUCAUCUCAUUGUGGUACCAACCAGUGUCAUGCUUAACUGGGAAACUGAAUUUAUGAAGUGGUGCCCUGCAUUUAAGAUCUUAACUUACUUUGGGAGUGCAAAAGAGCGCAAAUAUAAGAGGCAAGGUUGGAUGAAACCCAACUCUUUUCAUGUGUGCAUCACUACUUACAGACUUGUUAUCCAAGAUUCAAAAAUUUUCAAACGCAAGAAGUGGAAGUAUUUGAUUUUAGAUGAAGCUCAUUUGAUAAAGAAUUGGAAAUCUCAGCGUUGGCAAACUCUUUUAAACUUCAAUUCAAAGCGACGCAUCUUGUUGACGGGUACACCAUUGCAGAAUGAUCUGAUGGAGUUGUGGUCUCUAAUGCAUUUUUUGAUGCCCCAUAUCUUUCAAUCUCACCAGGAAUUUAAGGACUGGUUUUGCAAUCCUAUUUCAGGCAUGGUGGAAGGACAAGAAAAGGUGAACAAAGAAGUGAUCGAUCGUCUUCAUAAUGUAUUGCGGCCAUUUAUUCUGCGUCGUUUGAAAAGAGAUGUUGAAAAGCAGCUACCUAUGAAACAUGAGCAUGUCAUAUACUGCAGACUCUCGAAGAGGCAGAGGAAUUUGUAUGAAGAUUUCAUUGCUAGUUCAGAAACCCAAAGCACUCUGGCUAGUGCCAACUUCAUUGGUAUGCUAAAUGUUAUAAUGCAGCUACGUAAAGUUUGCAAUCAUCCUGAUUUAUUUGAGGGCCGCUCUAUUACAAGUUCUUUUGACAUGGAGGGGAUUGAGAUGCAAUUGAGCUCAACUGUUUGCUCAAUGCUUUCACCUGGUCUAUUUUCUUCCACAAAUCUUUCUGGCUUGGGGCUCUUAUUUACACAUCUAGAUUUCGGAAUGACAUCUUGGGAGUUUGAUGAAGUUCAAUCUAUUGCUACUCCUCCUAGUUUGAUUAAGCAUCGUGUUAGUUAUAGUAAUCUAGAAAUUGUUAGGCCUAGAUUUAAAUACGGGAAGAAAGGUUGUGGGACUAACAUUUUUGAAAAGAUUCAAAAGGAAAUUCUUAAUGUAAGAUUAAAAGAAGCAGAACAGCGGGCUGCUGCCAUUGCAUGGUGGAAUUCAUUAAGGUGUCAGAGGAAGCCUGUAUACUCAACAACUCUACGUGAGCUUUUGACAAUAAAGCAUCCUGUCUACGACAUACAGUGCCACAAGGCAAACCCUGUAUCUCAUGACUAUUCCUCAAUGCUUGCAGACAUUGUUUUGUCACCUGUGGAGCGAUUCCAGAAGAUGAUAGAUCAGGUUGAAUCUUUCAUGUUUGUUAUUCCAGCUGCACGAGCUCCGCCACCUGUUUGUUGGUGCAAUAAAUCUGAGACAUCUGUUUUUAUUGAUCCAAGCUACAAGGAAAAAUGCUCUCAAAAAUUGCUGCCCCUUUUGACUCCAAUACGUCCUGCUCUUGUUCGAAGGCAGUUGUAUUUCCCCGACAGGCGUUUGAUACAAUUUGAUUGUGGAAAGCUCCAGCAGCUUGCUACUUUGUUAAGGAGAUUGAAAACAGAGGGUCAUAGAGCAUUAAUCUUCACUCAAAUGACAAAAAUGCUUGAUAUCUUGGAAGCUUUUAUAAAUUUGUAUGGAUAUACUUACAUGCGUUUGGAUGGAUCAACUCAACCGGAGGAGAGGCAAACUUUGAUGCAGAGAUUUAAUACAAAUCCCAAGAUAUUUUUGUUUAUCUUGUCAACACGCAGUGGAGGUGUCGGAAUAAAUCUUGUUGGAGCAGAUACGGUGAUAUUUUACGACAGUGAUUGGAACCCUGCUAUGGAUCAACAAGCUCAAGAUCGUUGUCAUCGCAUUGGACAGACCCGUGAAGUCAACAUCUACCGUUUAAUAAGCGAGAGCACCAUUGAAGAGAACAUCUUAAAGAAAGCAAAUCAGAAACGAGCUCUUGAUAACCUAGUAAUACAAAGCGGUGGCUACAAUACUGAGUUUUUCAAGAAGCUUGACCCAAUGGAGUUGUUCUCAGGUCACAGAAUAGUUCCCAUUAAAGGAAUAGGAAAAGAGAAUAAUUCGGAUAAUGGGGUUGAGGUUCCUGUUUCUAGUGCUGACAUAGAGGCUGCUUUGAAAAAUGCUGAAGAUGAGGCAGAUUACAUGGCACUGAAGAAGGUUGAAGAGGAAGAGGCUGUAGAUAACCAGGAAUUUACUGAGGAAGCAAUUGGGAAGUUGGAAGAUGAGGACCUGGGAAAUGAGGAUGUUAUUAAAGCUGAUGAAGCUGCAGACCAGAAUGCAUUGGUUACUGUUUCAAAUGUAGAGGACAUUGCUGUUGCAAAUGGGAAUGAUUUGAGUGGGGAGAAUGCUCUCACUUUAGCAUGCAAUGAAGAUGAUGUUGACAUGAUCGCUGAUGUCAAACAAAUGGCAGCUGCAGCUGCAGCUGCUGGACAAGAAGUUUUAUCCUUUGAAAAUCAAUUACGUCCUAUUGAUAGGUAUGCAAUGCGUUUCCUGGAGGUUUGGGAUCCCAUAAUAAAUAAGGAUGCAAUAAAUUAUCAAGUUCAGUUAGAGGAAAAGGAGUGGGAGCUGGAGCGUAUCGAGAAGUUAAAGGAGGAUAUGGAAGCAGAGCUUGAUGAUGAUGAUGAGCCUCUUGUGUAUGAGAAAUGGGACGCUGAAUUUGCUACCCAAGCUUAUCACCAGCAAGUUGAGGCUUUAGCUCAACAUCAGUUGAUGGAAGAACUAGAAAGCAAGACCAAGGAGAAGGAAAACGGCGAGGAUAUGAAUGGUGAUUUCAUCAAGAACGAAGCAUCUGGUGGUGGUAAAUCUAAGCCAAAGAAAAAGAAACCAAAGAAAGCAAAGUUCAAAUCUCUGAAGAAGCACUCUCUGUCCUCCACAUCCAAAGCUCUUAAAGAGGAUGACGUAGUAGAACAUCUGUCAUCUGAUUAUGAAGAUAAUUCUCAUGAAGCAGUUGAUUGUGCAGAUGUAAGCCCAACUUUUAUCAUGUUAAAAAAGAAACGAAAAAAGAACAAAACUGCUGCUACUGAAGAAGAGACAUCCACAAAGAUCAAGCCCAAAAAGGCCAAGAAGACUGCUCUAGUACCCACAUUGCCAUCGAUGGAACCAAACUUGUUAAGCAUGUUCAAUGAAGAAUCAAAAGACUCAAAAUCAUGUGAGGAUUGUACUCUUGAUUUAGAGCUGAAGCCUGCUAGCAGGGGUAAAAUGGGAGGGAGAAUUUCAAUUACAACUAUGCCAAUGAAGAGGAUAUAUACUAUAAAGCCCGAAAAGUUGAAGAAAAAGGGGAACUUGUGGUCAAGUGACUGUUUCCCUUCUCCUGAUUCUUGGUUGCCACAAGAGGAUGCAGUGUUAUGUGCUCUUGUACAUGAGUAUGGCCCAAAUUGGAGCUUGGUUAGUGACACUCUCUAUGGAAUGUCAGCUGGUGGUUUUUACAGGGGAAGAUUUCGACAUCCGACUUUGUGUUGUGAAAGAUUCAGGGAACUUGUCCAAAAAUAUGUUUAUGGUGUCGCAGAUUCUCUCAAUAAUGAAAAAUCGAGCACUGCUGGACCUGCAAAGGGGUUACUGAGAGUUACUGAGGAUCACAUUCGGGUCCUGCUAGAUGCUGCUAUGGAACAACCAGAUUCCGAGUUACUUCUUCAAAGGCAUUUCACUGCUGUGCUCACUUCGGUAUGGAGGAUGACAUCCUCACGUGAUCAGCAAAGAAGCCAUUCAAAUACCCAUAAUAGCCUGUAUCCAAGUCAAAGCAUAAGGUUGUUUGGUACAUCUGUCAAUCCAAAUGCUCAAAAUUCAACCAAAGGGAUAUCUAAGAAAAAGUUUGAUUUGGGUCAGUGUGGAAAACUUAUACAUGCAGCACUGCUUGAUGCGGAGAGUGUAAGCUGGAAUGACAAAACCUCCCAAUCCAGCCAGAUGGAAGAGGACCCGGCCACUAUGGAGAAGUUAGAUGUCACAGUGGAGUUCAGAAGAGAGAGAGAUGAGAUAGGUGACUCCACUGUUGGUUUUCCGUCUGUGGUUUCAUUGUCAAUACCUGGCUUGGAUUCAUUACCACCUGUUAACUCACCUUCAAAAGAAAAUCAACUUAGGUCAACUCAACAACUGGCUGAGAGUCGUUUCAGGGCCUCUUCAAGUGCAUGUCUUCAUGGCUUUUUUGGUUGGGCAUCCUCUGCUUUUCCAAUAAUUGAAUCUCGUAACCGCUCGUCACUAAAAUCAUCUUCAUCAGGGAAGCACAAGCUGGCUUCUGCUGAAACCAGUAGACCUUCCAAAUCAAAGGUCAGAAAAGUUGCAGAAGCUGCUGAGGCUCAUAUUCCAUUCGCAGAACCAUUGCUCCAGUUAUUGCCCACCAUAUCUAACCCUCCAAGUACUCUUUCUGUUUCGCAUCCUUUCGGAAUCUCAGAUAGUUCUUUAGAGGAUCAUUUAAUUGACCCUCCUUACAUUGCAGAAGAAAUUCCUUCAUGUACAGAGAAUGUUGAGAUAAUACCCCAUUGCUAUAAUCCCAGCUUCAUUUCAGGUCUUGAGGAUUGUUCAUUGACCGACUAUACGGAUAUUGGGUGAAUUAGGAACCAACUUUGUUAUAUGUUGAAUUUGGGUUAGUUUUUAGCUAAGCUUGGCAGUUGAGCCCCAGCAUGAAGAAUUACCAUGCUGGCACUCUGGCAGUUUUGCGACUAGCUGAUUGUGCGUUCGGGUACACUAUUGAAUUGCACAGUUCUUGCCCUUUCAUGCUGUGGUAGCUGCAUUUUCCCUCAGUUACACAGGAUAACACAAGGGCCUAAAGGCUAGCUUCCAGAGAAUCGUGGUGCACACGGACAAAUUUUAGAAGGCCACUGAAUAUGCAAAGUACAAGAGCUUUGUGUCGGUGACACAUUUUUCCUGAUGAGGCUUAGGUAUGCAAACUAGCUCAGCGGCAGCAUUCUUUGGAGACUACAACUUCCAGAGUACACCAUUUUGUAAAGUAGUUAGGCAUCAGUAGUCCUGAUGAAUAGAUGUAGCUCUUCUUGUAUAUAUAAUAUACUAAUUCGAUUAUAGUGUGUAAUCAAUGGUCACUUAGACUCAAAAUGCGUACUACCUCUCUUUUUCUAAUUUAAUUUAAUUAUUUAUUUAAUUACUAGUUGCUUUUU
Molecule: messenger RNA, 7086 nt
Organism: Chenopodium quinoa (quinoa)
Lineage: Eukaryota; Viridiplantae; Streptophyta; Magnoliopsida; Caryophyllales; Amaranthaceae
Product: protein PHOTOPERIOD-INDEPENDENT EARLY FLOWERING 1-like
Exons: 22
Coding region: 260-6523 (2087 amino acids)
Cellular component (GO): Swr1 complex
Molecular function (GO): ATP-dependent chromatin remodeler activity; ATP binding; ATP hydrolysis activity
Source: RefSeq, a predicted model, not a curated record